AUGAAAGUUAUCUAUGCAUACGGUGAUACUCGUUCGCAACUUCUGGGAGAUGUUCCUGAAGUAAUCGUAAUAGAUGAUGAUAUUCCAGAUUUUGAGAAACUGGACGACAGCUUCGAAUUGGAUGAUAUGAUAAGUUUUGUCUUAAAAGGAGAGCAAACCCUUCCGAAAAGGGAAGUGAUCGAUUCGGAACCAGCUGAGAAAGAGCAUGCUGCAGAAAUUGAAGAAAACAUGGCUGAAAAAGAUAUUUCCGACCACACUGUUGAAGAAAAGAAAGUUCUGGUUGAUUUGGAAACCGUGGCAACUGAAGGAUCAAAGCACUUGGUUUAUAUUGAGAAUGGAAAAACAGUAUCAGGAUUAUUCGAUAUUUCUACUUCUCUUGGAAUCACUCAAUUAGCUGAACUUUUGAAAGAAAAAUCCCCUUAUCAUUUCAAUGCUUUGAUGGGUGCUCAGGAACCUCCAAUGGAAAUCAACUCAAUGGAAAACGUAAGAGAUGAAAACAUCGAGCAAGAGUCAGACGGAACAGUUGAUGAAGAAGAAGGAGAAGACAUAAUGAUGGCCGAGGAUGCAGCUGAUACCACUGAUGAGCAGACACCAUCACCGCAAGUUCAUGUGAAUAAUGUGAAGAUUGAGAGUAUCCUGGAUCCGAAGACGGAUGAAGGAGAAACUCAAUCUGAAUCUGAAAGCACUCCAAUGUCGGUUAGUUUCCACAUUGAUGAGAUGAGAUCUACCAUAGAAUUCAAUUCAAUCUUGCCACUAAACCCACAAGAGAAGUCUGCAAUUGUUCCAACAUCUCCAGAAGAAGACAAAACUCACUUCUUGCCAAGUCCACUACCUGAAAAGAAACCAAGCAUCAUUCUUCCUCCACGUACGCCUCCUUCGAAACGCCGUAAUCGACACUCGAAUCGUCACAUUAAGACUGACGCGUCUUCCCGCUCUUAUUCUCCAGUCCCUUUCCGUGUCAUUGACCAUCGUGGUCCAUGGAAGCGAAACAGUGAGCGAUUCAACUAG
This is a messenger RNA of Caenorhabditis remanei, 1008 nucleotides long. RefSeq lists its product as uncharacterized. The record is from RefSeq and is a predicted model, not a curated record. NCBI's taxonomy places the organism in Eukaryota, Metazoa, Nematoda, Chromadorea, Rhabditida, Rhabditidae. The coding region runs from base 1 to 1008 and encodes 335 amino acids. The transcript is spliced from 4 exons.